AUGCCAAACUACUACAGCUACCAAGGCCUCAAUCCUUCCGCCUUGAACAGUGCAAGCGCUGCUGGACACUGGGAAGACCCUGCAGACUGGCCGCGCACUUUCUACUAUGUCUCAGCUGCUGACGGAACCCAACAGGGCAUUCACCCACCAGCACCCGUCUAUCAGUCGAACCAGGCUUCUCAGCCAGCCAUGUACUACUUUGCCGUCGGUAUUCCCGUGCUCCCUCUCCUUGCUCUGGCUAAUUUGCACCAGGGCAAUUCAUCUGCUCCCGCAGGCUACUACGCGAAUGGACUCUACUAUGGGACUGCUCCUCCUACUGCAACAUCUGGUUGGCCUUACACCUGUUACCCAGUUUCCACUGCCCCUGUUGCCAGCCCUGCCUGUGGUACGUUCGCCUACUCACCAUAUUACACAGCACCUUACCAAAUCCCAACCACGACCGUUGUACCCUGGAUGCAGACCUCAGCAUCAGCUCAAGCUGCUGCAGCCGUUGCCGCCAACGCAGCUCUUCAGCAAAUGCCAAAUGCGCCUGCCUUCUUUGUUGGAGCCACCGCCACCGAGAUACAAGCCCAGAACGCCAUCCUAGCUGCCCAUCUUGCUGCCACACAGUCUCAGCCAACCAUGCUUGCUCCAUACAAACCAGGUUCGAGCCCACAAUUCUGGUGCAAAGAGUUGGACGGAAGUUGGACAUUGCGAGAGUAUGCCGACACCUUGAAGGGUGACUUCCCAUCGGGUCAUUGGGAGCGCCAUGGAACCAGCGGUUACUAUUACUACGUUCGUCACUCCGGCUGA
This is a messenger RNA of Exophiala spinifera, 792 nucleotides long. RefSeq lists its product as uncharacterized. The record is from RefSeq and is a predicted model, not a curated record. The transcript has a single exon. The coding region runs from base 1 to 792 and encodes 263 amino acids. Lineage: Eukaryota; Fungi; Ascomycota; Eurotiomycetes; Chaetothyriales; Herpotrichiellaceae.